AUGGAGGAAGGCAUGGUCCAACCCCUCCACAAGCCGAAGCUGGUUGAUCUCAGUCGCGAGCUCUACCAUCGAAGUCCAGCGCAUCCAUUUCACCCGCCCGUAGUCAUCACACCAUGGGUCACCCAUCAGCCGAAGCAGGCAGGCAAUACCAUUCUACGCUCCUCAUCUUAUGCUCUAGCCAUGUCCGACCACGCCGGCACACACGUCGAUGCCCCUAAACUCUUCAACCCUACUCCAGGUGCAUUAUCCAUCGAUCAAAUGCCAUUGCAAAAUUUCUAUACCGAAGCAAUAUGCUUAGACCUGUCGCAUGUGGAAUUGAAGGCCAGCAUCAGUGUUCAGGAGAUGGAAGACGCGCUGGCAAAGUCAGGCUAG
Pseudocercospora fijiensis CIRAD86 is the source of this 372-nucleotide messenger RNA. RefSeq lists its product as uncharacterized. The coding region runs from base 1 to 372 and encodes 123 amino acids. The transcript is spliced from 3 exons. Gene Ontology annotation, molecular function: arylformamidase activity. NCBI's taxonomy places the organism in Eukaryota, Fungi, Ascomycota, Dothideomycetes, Mycosphaerellales, Mycosphaerellaceae. The record is from RefSeq and is a predicted model, not a curated record.